Aegilops tauschii subsp. strangulata is the source of this 1417-nucleotide messenger RNA. The record is from RefSeq and is a predicted model, not a curated record. Lineage: Eukaryota; Viridiplantae; Streptophyta; Magnoliopsida; Poales; Poaceae.
GGGGGGGGGGGGGAUGACGGAGGCAAAGGCGGCGCCGCUGCUGGCGCGGGAGGACGGGGGCGCCGCCGCCGAGGGAUCCGGGCGCGGCGGCGGAGCGACGUGGGCGCAGACGCGAGGAAACAUGGUGGUGUCCAUCGUCGGCACGGGGGUGCUGGGCCUGCCCUACGCCUUCCGCGCCGCCGGCUGGCUCGCGGGAACCCUCGGAGUCGCCGCCGCCGGCUGCGCCACGCUCUACUGCAUGCUCCUCCUCGUCAGUGGAGUGUAGAGAUAAACUGGAAGAGGAAGAAACAGAAGAGCCAUGUGAUGUUCUCUACACGUAUGGGGAUUUGGGUCAGAAGUGUUUUGGGACAAUCGGUCGAUGCUCGACAGAAAUCCUCAUCUUCCUUUCUCAAGCCGGCGGUUCUGUUGCUUACCUGAUAUUCAUUGCUCAGAAUCUCCACUCCAUGCUUACCCAGUUCAUGUCACCAGACACCUUCAUCUUUGCCAUCCUCCUGCCUAUGCAAAUUGCACUCUCCUUCGUUCGCUCGCUGUCCUCCCUUUCACCUUUCAGCAUAUUUGCAGAUGCAUGCAAUGUCCUAGCGAUGGCCAUAGUUAUCAAAGAGGACAUACGGCUUUUCGACCAUCCAUUUGCAGAUAGAAGUGCUUUUAAUGGGCUUUGGGCGAUACCUUUCUCUUUUGGGGUUGCACUUUUCUGCUUUGAAGGGUUCAGCAUGACUCUGGCACUGGAAGCAUCGAUGGCGGAACGGAAAAAAUUCAAAUGGGUGCUUUCUCAAGCACUUGUAUGUAUCAUGUUUGUGUAUGCAUGUUUUGGAGUGUGCGGAUACUUGGCUUAUGGUGAAGCCACCAAGGACAUCGUAACACUUAAUCUUCACAACAGCUGGUCUUCUUCUGCAGUUAAGAUUGGCCUAUGCAUUGCACUAGCAUUCACAUUUCCGGUCAUGAUGCACCCGAUCCAUGAGAUUGUUGAGGCGAGAAUCAGAUCGAGUCGGUGCUUUCAGAAGUUUUCACAGAAUGUCGGUGGCCCCAAUUGGUUAGCCUUGCACGCAAGCCGCAUCAUGGUGGUGAUCAUCCUUGCUGUGGUGGCCUCGUACGUGCCUGCAUUUGGGGCCUUCAUCGCCUUCGUCGGGAGCACGGUGUGUGCUCUGCUCGCUUUCGUGCUGCCUACCGCCUUCCAUCUCAGCAUUGUGGGGUCUUCGAUGAGCUUGUGGCGACGCCUGCUGGACUACGGUUUCCUUCUCUUUGGCCUUGUUUUUGUUGUCUAUGGAACCUUCACUGCUCUCUAGCUUGUCACAUUGACCAAGAUCAAAAUGGCCAAGAACUAUGCUGGUGUGUACAGGUCAGGUGUAAUUAUAAACCACAUGACAAAAUGUAAUGCACAUGAGAGAAAGCAAUAGAAAAGAAACACCAUCUAAAAGAA